Molecule: messenger RNA, 1429 nt
Organism: Guillardia theta CCMP2712
Lineage: Eukaryota; Cryptophyceae; Pyrenomonadales; Geminigeraceae
Exons: 10
Coding region: 62-1429 (455 amino acids)
Biological process (GO): transmembrane transport
Cellular component (GO): membrane
Molecular function (GO): xenobiotic transmembrane transporter activity; antiporter activity
Source: RefSeq, a predicted model, not a curated record
GGGGAACUGCGGGUGGCCGCGGCAUGGCGAUGGGAGGAAGAAUGGAGGGAGAGAGCUUCGAAUGAAAGGAGGAUCCGACGAAGGAGAAGAGCUCCACUCCACCCAGGACAUGCUCCGGUUCGCCAUCCCUGCGCUGGGGAUCUUCAUCGCGGGCCCUCUCCUCUCGGUGAUUGAUACCGUCUUUAUCAGCAAGACAGCAGUGGAUGAGGUCAGGUCGUUGGCAGCCCUACAGCCGGCUGCCUUCAUCUGCGACAUGUCUGUCUUCCUGCUCGGCUUCCUGGCUCGAGCGACCACGGGCCGAGUAUCUCGGGCCAUCGUGCGAGACUCCAGCGGCGAAGAGACCAGGGCUGAGAUGCGUCGGGCGCUCAGUCUCGCCCUCAUCGUUGGCCUGACGCUCUCCUGCAUCCUCUUCACGUUCGCUCCGAUGCUUCUAAGUAAAAUGCUAGGGGUCGACCCGAGGCUCAUCGAGCCAGCUACCGAGUACGUACGGUACCGGGCGCCGGGGGUUCCGGCUGCUGUCCUCUCCUACGUGGUCAUCGCGGGCCUGCUAUGCACUAAGGACUCCGUCACUCCACUGAGGUCGGUGCUGUGGUCAGGGGCAGCCAACGUCGUCGGGGACGCGAUCUUCUGUCACUACAUGAGAGGAGGGCUAGCCGGAGCUGCUCUCGCUACUUCCAUCUCCCAGUGUCUCGGGGCCUGCCUUCAGCUCAUGUCGGCGAGGGAGAAGCGCAUCCUCCCCGACCUGACCAGCAUCCUCCACCUUCCGAGAGCCGUCCUCAGCUACUUCAACCCUCUCUUCGUCUACGUCGGCCCCCUCGCCACCAUAUCCCUGACCCGCGCUUACGGGUUCACCCUUAUGACCAAGAGGGUCUCGUCUCUCAGCCCUCAAAAGAUCGGAGCCUACCAGGUGCUCUUCCAGCUGUUCGCCUUCUUCGCCUUCUUCGGAGAACCCCUCUCCCAGACCGCUCAGACCACCCUCCCUCGCCUCCUGGAUGCAGGAGACUCGAAGGGAGCUUGGAAGGUCAUGGGAAAUCUGGGAUCCCUCUCCUUGAUUGCUUCUGUCCUUGUUGGAAGCGUCUUUGCUACUCUUGCAACAGUUGGGAACGGGUUGUUCGUGACUGAUCUAGCGAUCCGUCAAGCCAUGAGGGAAGCUUCACACGUCGUGACCGGAUGCAUCGUUGUGCUCAUGUUCUCCGCGUCUCUGGAUGGCGCCAUGCUCGCUGGGAGAGAGUUCGGAUGGGUAGUGGGAACCUCGAUAGUGACUCUGUUCGUGCUGGCGGCCAUGCUGAAAUUCCAUGGCGACAGCCUGGCAGGAGUCUGGCUGGGUUUCGGAUCGAGGGUCUUGAUCUACUGCUUCGCAUGCUGCUUUCGACUGAUGGGCCUCGCCGAAAGAUGCGCUACCAGGCAUUCGGCCCAGGAAGGACCAUGA